AUGGUCUUGACGCUGUUCUUUAGGCCUUUGGUUUCUCAGAAACCCAAUACUGAUGGGUCCUUUGUCUAUGAUUUCUUUCAGAAGAUGGAUUUAACCUCUUCUAAAAUCUACAACUUUUCUGCUCCUGUUUGUUUAUGGCAAGGUGUAUUUUGUGAUGCUAAACAAGAGAAUGUGAUAGGGCUGAUAGCUUCUGGUUUGGGUCUAUCUGGUUUGAUUCCAGAUACCACUAUUGGCAAACUUAGAGAGCUUCAAUCUUUGGAUCUUAGCAAUAACAAAAUCACUGGUCUUCCUUCUGAUUUCUGGAGUUUGGGUUCACUCAAGACCCUUAAUCUCUCAUUUAACCAAAUUUCUGGGAACCUCCCAAGCAACAUAGGCAAUUUUGGUCUUCUUCAAAGCUUGGACCUUUCUUUCAAUAAUUUCUCUGGUAAUAUCCCUGAAACUAUGAGUUCUCUUGCCAAUCUGCAACUUCUGAAAUUCAAUCAAAAUGGGUUUAAUUCAAGCAUUCCACUGGGGAUUCUGAAGUGCCAUUCUUUGGUUUCCAUUGAUCUCUCGUCAAACAAGCUGAAUGGCCCUCUUCCUGAUGGUUUUGGUGCUGCAUUUCCAAAGCUCAAAUCUUUGAACCUUGCCUGCAAUGAGAUUUAUGGAGAGGAUAUUGAGUUCUCGGGAAUGAUAUCCAUCAGGAAUCUUAACAUUUCGGGUAAUCUGUUUCAGGGUUCUGUGGUUGGUGUUCUUCAAGGGUCAUUGGAGGUGAUUGAUUUGAGCCAAAAUCAGUUUCAAGGUCAUAUUUCUCACUUAAAUUUCAGUUCCAACUUCAAUUGGUCUCAAUUAGCUUAUCUGGACUUAUCUGACAAUCAACUUAGUGGAGUGUUUUUCAAUAACUUGAAUCAAGCCAAGAGUCUCAAACACCUCAAUCUUGCACACAAUAGAUUUUCCAAGCAACAAUUCCCCCAAAUCAGUAUGCUCUCUGGUUUAGAAUAUCUAAACCUUUCGGCAACUAAUCUCAGUGGUCACAUUCCCACUGAAAUCUCACUAUUAAGCAGUUUGAGAACAGUUGAUCUAUCCGAAAACAAUCUCAGCAGCCACACCCCUCUUUUCAGUAUUAAAAGCCUCCAACUUCUUGAUGUUUCAUACAACAAUUUAAGUGGAGACAUCCCCUUAUCACUCCUAGAAAAACUCCCAUGGAUGGACAGUUUCAACUUCUCUUUCAACGCCUUAACCCUUUGUGCUUCAGAAUUCUCGCCUGAAACCCUCCAGUCAGCUUUCAUCGGGUCAUUAAACAGUUGCCCAAUUGCUGCAAACCUGGGUCUCUUCAAAAGAAAAGCUCCAAAGCAUAGGGGUCUCAAGCUUGCCCUGGCUUUAACUUUCUCAAUGAUCUGUUUGCUUUUGGGGUUUCUAUUUUUAGCCUUUGGUUGUCGAAGGAAAACAAGAAUGUGGGCAGUGAAACGAACCUCUUCCAAAGAAGAACAAUAUGCUUCUGGGCCCUUUUCGUUCCGUACUGAUUCAACCACUUGGGUAGCUGAUGUUAAGCAAGCAGCAUCUGUUCCAGUAGUAGUGUUUGAGAAGCCAUUAUUGAAUUUCACAUUUGCGGACCUCUUGUCUGCAACUUCACAUUUUGAUCGGGGCACUUUGUUGGCUGAAGGGAGGUUUGGGCUUGUUUAUAGAGGAUUUUUACCAGGUGGGAUUCAUGUGGCUGUUAAAGUCUUGGUCCAUGGAUCCACCAUGACGGACCUGGAAGCUGCAAGAGAGCUCGAGUAUCUUGGUUGUAUCAAACACCCAAAUCUUGUUCCAUUGACUGGAUACUGCUUGGCUGGUGAGCAAAGGAUUGCCAUUUAUAAUUAUAUGGAGAAUGGAAAUUUGCAGAAUUUGCUUCAUGAUCUGCCACUCAGGGAAAAAAGUAAAGAAGAUUGGAGGGCAGACACGUGGGAAGAAGAUGACAAUAAUGGGAUUCAAACCGUUGGGUCUGAAGGAUUGUUGACAACUUGGAAAUUUAGGCACAAAAUUGCACUUGGUACUGCACGAGCAUUAGCAUUUCUCCACCAUGGCUGCUCACCUCCAAUUGUCCACAGAGAUGUCAAAGCUAGCAGCAUUUAUCUUGAUUCGAAUUUGGAGCCCAGACUGUCUGGUUUUGGACUGGCAAAGAUUUUUGGUAAUGGUCUUGAGGAUGAGAAUGCUAAUGUGUCACCAGCAUAUGUGCCACCUGAGUAUCUUCAGGCAAAAACUGGCUCCCCAAGGGUCCCAACUCCAAAAUCUGAUGUUUAUGGAUUUGGGGUCAUUCUUUUUGAGCUCAUUACUGGGAAAAAGGCAAUUGAUGAUUACCCAGAGGAAAGAAACGCGACUUUGGUCGGUUGGGUGAGAGGAUUACUGAAGAAAAACCAGGGGUCAACAGCUAUUGAUCCAAAAAUUCAUGGGACAGGACCAGAGAUCCAAAUGGUGGAGGCUUUGAAGAUUGGAUAUCUAUGCACAGCUGACCUUCCAUCAAAACGACCAAGUAUGCAGCAGGUAGUUGGACUUCUCAAGGAUAUUGAACCAGAUACACAACAAUAUAUACAGUGA
This is a messenger RNA of Ilex paraguariensis (yerba mate), 2553 nucleotides long. Lineage: Eukaryota; Viridiplantae; Streptophyta; Magnoliopsida; Aquifoliales; Aquifoliaceae. The record is from the annotation of a GenBank genome assembly.